Molecule: messenger RNA, 1427 nt
Organism: Dendrobium catenatum
Lineage: Eukaryota; Viridiplantae; Streptophyta; Magnoliopsida; Asparagales; Orchidaceae
Product: AT-hook motif nuclear-localized protein 10
Exons: 6
Coding region: 335-1060 (241 amino acids)
Molecular function (GO): minor groove of adenine-thymine-rich DNA binding
Source: RefSeq, a predicted model, not a curated record
CGGUGGCGAAUCGCUGCGAAAUUAGAAGGAUUAUUUUAACUAUUUAAGGGGAUUUUCUGUCCUCACUGCGCCCAUCUUGCGCUUGCGCUUUUGUUCUUUGAAGCGUUCCUAAGAAGGAAGCAUCUGAUCCUUCUUCCCCGAACUAAUCCUUAUUAAUUUUCAAGCUUUUCCCGUAUUUCUCAAUCCUUCUUUGAAAAAAUCGAGCUUUUACUGGAAAAAACAGUGAUUUUUAUGUUGAGCGAUUCCGCUUUCUCCGGCUGCUGAAACUUUCGAACUCGGUCCAUUUCGAUCCGCCUGACUUUAGCGGUUACUGUAGUCACCUCUUUCUUCAUUCAUGGAAGUGAGAUCAGACCCCUCGUUCAAUGUCGCCCUCCUGAAAUCAAUGUCGUCUUCCCCAUUUACCGCAGUACAGAACACUCCCGUUGUGCUCGGUGAAUUGCCUGCUUCUCAGAGUUUCAAUGAGAAUACAGAGGAGAGUGUGAAGCGUAAGCGAGGCCGGCCGAGGAAGUACGGGCCUUCUGAUGGAACAAUGGGGAUAUUGACGCCGCCUCCAUUGCAUGUGGCUGGUUCUUCUUCCACGGUUCGGUUGGAGUCGAAGAAGAAGAAAGAUAAGCCUUUGGGUUCGGGGAAGAAGCAUCAGUUGAAAGCUUUGGGAUUAUCUGGGAUUGGAUUUACUCCUCAUGUCAUUACAGUUAAAACUGGAGAGGAUGUUUCAGCAAAGAUCAUGUCAUUCUCCAAUCACGGGCCUCGUGCACUUUGCAUUCUCUCAGCAAAUGGUGCCAUAUCCAACGUCACACUUCAACAGGCUGCGACUUCUGGUGGAACAGUUACGUAUGAGGGACGAUUUGAGAUCUUAUCGCUUUCGGGCUCGUUUUUGGUAUCUGAAAGUUCUGACCAGCGCAGCCGAACUGGAGGACUUAGUGUAUCGCUGGCUGGCCCUGAUGGCCAUGUAUUGGGUGGAGGAGUUGCAGGUCUUUUGAUUGCUGCAACCCCUGUACAGGUCUGCUUCUUUCCUUGCCAUCUUCAUAGUAUCCUUCAUUAUAAUUUUUCUGAAAGGUAGGCAAAUAAAAAUGCACCACCUCACUCCAAAAGUUUACCGCGCUCAGUACCAAGCGGUACUGGACGGUCUCCCGUCCGGUGUCCGCAAAGAAUAAUCUCUCCAUAUAUGUUGGAUGGAGACCAGAAAAUUUCAUUUGUUCUAGAAAAUAUAUUUGUUUCUUUUGAAAAGUUCAGAUGAUAGUUUCUUAAGGCGGAUCUCAUUUUAGUAGUUUUGAUUAUAGCAAAGCUGUUUCAGACUGCACAUUUGGUAAAAAAUAUGUUUUUCGACCCAAAACUUUUUGAAAAGCAAUAAGAAAAAUAUUAUAGCCAUAUCUGAAAAACAGAAUUGUAUGAGAGCUGCUUAAAACAGACCCAUGAAGUUGAGAAUA